This is a messenger RNA of Nakaseomyces glabratus, 1044 nucleotides long. RefSeq names its product dolichyl-diphosphooligosaccharide--protein glycotransferase OST3 (gene OST3). The record is from RefSeq and is a predicted model, not a curated record. Gene Ontology annotation, cellular component: oligosaccharyltransferase complex. NCBI's taxonomy places the organism in Eukaryota, Fungi, Ascomycota, Saccharomycetes, Saccharomycetales, Saccharomycetaceae.
AUGCAAAUGUUUAACUUUUCUAGGCUAGUGGCCCUUUUGUUGGUCCUAGUCAAUGUUUCCCUGGCAUUGUCUCCAAAGCAGUUCAAUAAAGAAAGAUUAAAGUACAAGGACAGUAUUAUUGACCUGAAUGACAGAAACUGGGGAAGAUUAUUGGCCAAUCCUAAAGAAUCAUACUUGGUGACAGUUUUCACUGCCACUGGUCGUCAAUAUGGUUGUACAAUGUGUACAGAGCUUGCAGAACACUACGAAACAGUAGUAAGAUCCUGGUUUGCUGACCAUCCUGAUGGUAUCUCCAAGAAUGACGGAUCCAAGUCGUUAUUCUUCGCCAAAGUUGACGCUGUAGACCAAAAUGUGCCUGAAUUAUUCCAAAAAUUCAACGUCGAGCAAGUGCCACGUAUAAUUAUCUAUGAACCAGGUAAAGGUGAUCCUCAAUACAAAUUUCUUGACAUUCAAUUGAGUGGUGAAAAUGUUGUCGAGACCUUAAUUGCUGGUAUCAAGGAAAGCACAGAUGUCCAGGAUUUCGAGAUCCAUGAAGAGAUCAAUUGGAGUUCCGUUACUAUUACUGGUGUGGCUACUUUUGCUACUGUUUUAUUGGUUAAGAAGCAGAGUACAUUGGCCCUGAAAAUAUUCACAUCUAGAUACGUCUGGGGUUUUGGUACCAUCUUUUUCAUUAUUGCCAUGCUUGGUGGCCAUAUGUUCAACCGUAUCAGAAACACUCCUGAAGCUGGUAUGGACAAGUUAAAAAACGUUAUUUACAUCUUGCCAGGCCAAAUCUCCGGCCAAUAUGCUAUUGAGACUCAAAUUGUAGGCCUACUAUAUGCUGUCCUAUGUGCAUUGAUAGUUGCCCUAGUUAUGGUUGUCCCUAAUGUUUCUAAGAAGCUGAGUGGGCCAGAAAAUGCUAAAGAAACUGCACAAGUGAUAGUUACUAUUCUGACUGCUGUGUUCAUUUAUAUGUUCUUUGCAGCAUUCACUAAGGUGUUCGAAGUUAAGUACACUGGCUACCCUUACACAUUGUUGAAGCUAUUCAACUUCUUUGGUAAAUAA